GCGAGCUAAAGUUUUAUGCUGCAGCUUUCCUUCUCUUCGGUUAGAGUAGGCUGAGAGUGAAGUGAAGAUGGCGGCCGGCUCGGAGCGCAGUCCGCCUCCUUUUCCCGACUCAGAGGAGCAGGACCCAGAGCCUGAGUUAGGCGAGGACGAGGACAGCGACGAAGGAGCGGACAUUUUCACGGGCAGUGGGCUCUCUCACACACCGGUGGAUCCUCUCAGUAAGUCUCCUGAAGACAUCUUCAGUGAAGCCUUAGAAGAUCCUUUGAAUGACCAGAGCGGGGCGAACACUGAACCCAAGAAGUCAGCGAAGGACACUAAAGGAGCUGCCUGUGUGGAGGUCGAUCUGUUUUCUGAUCCUUUAGGCGAGUCUGGAGCUCAGCUGAUCACCCCUGAUAAAAACAGUAGUUCACCUUUAAAGAGCGACAUCGGCAAGAGUUCAGCGGCACAGGGUGACGCCAAUAGUGAGAGGUUUGGCAUGCCUCAAAAUGAUAUCAAAAAGUCCGAGGACAUUUUUGAAGAGCCACCAAAAGAAGGUACUACUAAAACACCUGAACCUCUAGGUGGCGCUGCAGGGGGUAAGAAAGCACCUAGUACCGACCUGUUUGGAGAUGAUGAUGGUGGUGACCUUUUCGAGGAGCCUUUGCAAGCUGCGGUGAAGAAACCUCAGGCAAAGGAUGCCAGUAAAGGGUGCACUGAGCAGACGAAAGAUGCCACUACUGACCUUUUUGCUGAGGAGGUCAUCAGAGUCCCUGCUGCUGCUAAACCCAGCACAGACACCAGCUCCAAAACCAACGGACUGCACUCGGACGAGGAAGAUCUGUUUACAGAGGCCACUGUUGAGCUGUCUCUGGACAGUCCUCAUAAUGACCGCAGGAAGAGAGAAGCACCAAAGGCCUCGGCACCAGCUUCCUCUCUCUCAGCUGCAGCGAGUGCCUCCAAACCUCCGACGAAAACACUAGAGGAGCUGGAGGAGGAAGAAGAGGAGAAGGACAAAUUUGAUUUGAACAUUUCAGUUACAAACCCAGAGAAAGUCGGUGAUGGUAUGAAUGCCUACAUGGCCUACAAAGUCUCCACACAGACGACGUUGCCCAUGUUCCGCGGUAAGCAGUUCACAGUGCGUAGGCGCUUCAGCGAUUUUCUGGGUCUCUAUGAGAAACUCUCAGAGAAACAUUCGCAGAAUGGCUACAUCGUGCCUCCACCACCAGAGAAGAGCAUUCUGGGAAUGACCAAAGUGAAGGUGGGAAAGGAAGACCCAUCGUCAGCUGAGUUUGUUGAACGGAGGAGAGCUGCUCUAGAAAGGUAUCUCCAGAGACUUGUGUCUCAUCCAUCUCUGCUGCAAGACCCAGAUGUGAGAGAGUUUUUAGAGAAAGAGGAGUUACCCAGGGCAGUGAGCACCCAGGCGUUGAGUGGAGCUGGAUUCCUCAAGAUGAUCAACAAGGCCACUGACGCAGUCAGUAAGAUGACCAUCAAAAUGAAUGAGUCAGACGUUUGGUUUGAAGAAAAGCUGCAGGAGGUGGAGAGUGAGGACCAGCAGCUGAGGAAGCUGCACGUCAUGGUGGAGUCCCUCGUUAACCACAGGAAAGAGUUGUCUAUGAACACAGCAGUGUUUGCAAAGAGUGUGGCAAUGUUGGGUAGUUCGGAAGAUAACACCGCGCUCUCCCGAGCCCUGUCUCAGCUGGCUGAAGUGGAGGACCGCAUCGAGCAGCUUCAUCAGGACCAGGCUUCUAAUGACUUCUUCAUCUUCGCAGAGCAUCUUGCAGACUACAUCCGCUUGCUCGGGGCAGUCCGGGCUUGCUUUGACCAGCGGAUGAAGGCGUGGCAGCGCUGGCAGGACGCUCAGAACAUGCUACAGAAGAAACGAGAGACUGAGGCCAAGCUGCUGUGGGCUAACAAACCAGACAAACUUCAGCAAGCCAAGGACGAGAUCACUGAGUGGGAGUCUAAGGUCAGUCAGUACGAGAGAGACUUUGAGAGAGUAUCUGCCACCGUGCGAAAGGAAGUCAUCAGGUUUGAGAAAGAGAAGACUCGAGAUUUCAAGAAGCAAAUUGUCAGAUAUCUGGAGACACUGUUGAAUUCACAGCAACAGUUGAUCAAGUACUGGGAGGCAUUCUUGCCAGAGGCAAAAGCAAUUGCAUGAUGGUGGCGUACUCAAAUAAACACACACACAUGCAUACACAGGCCUGCUUAAGACUGAGUCUGCCUUUUCUAUACACCUUACCUCUUGCCUAUAAACCAAGAGACGUAAUGCAAAGGGAAAGAGAGAAACAAUCGAUAUUUAAUUUUUUUUUAAUUUUUAUUAAUCACCAGAAGCUUAUACUCUAUGAUUUAACUGAGUUGCCUCCCCCCAAUUUAACCUCCAUCUUUUCUCUUUGACAGACUAGUUUUAGGGAGUGUGUAUGCACGGUGAUGAGGCGAGCAGUUAUUGGUUUUGUAAAAAAAAUAAUAAUAAUAAAAAUGAUAUAUGGAUAGUGUUCAGAAGUAGUAGGUGCCAUUAGUGUGAAUAGUGUUCACACCACCCAGGGGAAAAUGAGGCCGUGUUAGGAGCUGAGAUUUGGCACGUCAGUAGUGCUAAUGGUUUACAGUAGUGGGCCCUCUCCCUCCAAAUGUACAAGAUAUCACUUUCUACCCUUCCAUGAGUUCUGACCUCCCUCUGCACUCCCUCCUCCUCCAUUCCUCCCUCACUCACCUGUGCCUGGUGUAACCUGGGCUAAUCCUUCGUGUGUUCUGACGAAUGAGACGAGCUUGUUUAGAGUCUGGAAACUGGGCCAUUGCAAGCUUCUGCUCUACGUUUAAUGCUUUGAUUGAAACAGUUCCACAACAUGAUGGCAGGUCAUGUGCGUUCGGGAAGCUGUAUUCUGUAAAAGUGCAAGAAAAUGCAAUGGAAAUUGCUUCCUGUGCUCAAGACAACACAUUUCAAUCAAAAAGUUGAGCAUUGAAUGAUUGAUUUCCUUGUUGAUGUUUGUCCUUUUGGAGGAGGUACCACAGUGGUGUAGACUGAUUAAUCGACCUUAACCAAAAUGAAAUGGAGACUGAGUGGACUCUCUUUUAGUUAAUAUACAAAUUAAUUCAGCUGCCGCCCCCCCCCCCCCCCCCCCCGACUAUAAAACAUACUAGAAGCUAAAAUUCUUCGUCAAAAUCUGAUGGCUUUUACCUGAUCAUACAGGUGAUAUUCCACACUUUGGGUGUAGAGAGGACAUGUUAGAUUUUUCUUUCAAAGACAAAGAUAAAUUACACUUAUAAAUUGUAUACUUAAAUACAGACUGGUUUAGCACUUAUGCUGCCAACCAAUGUUAUUCUGAAAAAGUUGCCUGCGAGUCUUUCUUUAAGCGCGUUUUCCUAAAACAGUGUCUGUUUUGUGCUACACGUUUUAUGUCCGAGCCACUCUUAUUAAUGAAACCGCAUUUAAGGCAGCGUUACAAUACAAAUAAUUUUGUUCAAUAAUUGUUUAAACAGGGAUAUAAGCCUUAACAUUUUCAUUUGUACAGUUUAAUACAUCAUGCGAUUCACAUGAGGUGUUUUUUUUUUUUUUUUUUUUUUUUUUUUUCCCUUUCCCCAAGAGUCAUAAUGAUGGUAUGUCAGAAUGAUUAUCCUCAUGGUGGUUGGCAGUCAGUUCUCCUCCAUCUAACAGAGGAUGUUGUAUUUGAGAUUUAUUUGCAUAUCAUUCCACACUUAAGUAAUAGAGUUGGGAUUUUUUUUUUUUUUUGUCCUCCCUCCCAGAUUGUGAUGUUGGACAUGCCAGUGGGACCCUGUGAGUGAGAAUCUAAGGGUUGUGCUUCCUUGUCUGACAUGUUAGUCUUUUGAACUGCCAUAAAAUGUUUGUAAAGGUUUAUUUGUUAGUCUGUAUUUUUUUAACCUUUCAACCAAGCUAGUAGAUACUGCUUAUGCACACCUUCUGUUGAGAAACACAAUAAAGAUAGUUUUAAAGAAUAUCUCACGGUUUGUCCUGUGCCUGCUGUGGGUAUGUCCUUUAGACUUUAAUGAAGAUUGACAGGAGAGUCCUGUGGCUGUGAUUGGGUGGGGGGGAGGGGUUAGGAUGUUUGGCUCACUGAUUUUUGAAGCAUGUAGGUUCACGUUCAGGAUGGCAGAUUAACAGGCUUGGUACCCUACUGCUGAUCUUGUAUAAAAUUCAUUUAUAUUCCAUUACAUUAACCAAGCCCAUGAGAUCAUGAAUUUUUGGACAUGUCUGUAACCGCAAGGUGCUGCAUCAUGGCACUGGUUACCUUUCUCUCCAUAGAAAUAAAACAACCUUGAAAAAUAAA
Messenger RNA from Neoarius graeffei (lesser salmon catfish), 4259 nucleotides. It is a transcript of the gene snx1a, whose product is annotated as sorting nexin 1a. Lineage: Eukaryota; Metazoa; Chordata; Actinopteri; Siluriformes; Ariidae. The transcript has 15 exons. Gene Ontology annotation, cellular component: endosome; endosome membrane. Gene Ontology annotation, molecular function: phosphatidylinositol binding. Gene Ontology annotation, biological process: early endosome to Golgi transport; intracellular protein transport. The coding region runs from base 68 to 2137 and encodes 689 amino acids. The record is from RefSeq and is a predicted model, not a curated record.